UUUUAUCUAGAGAAUCAAAAAAGAGAGUUUAUUUUAUCGACUAUUAAGUUGAAAAAAUUGCAAAUUACGAAAUAUCAAUUUUUAGCUUAUCGAUAUUUUUGGCAGCCAUCAUUAUUUCUUCCGCCAGCAAUGCCAUCAUCAUUAAUACAAGCUCCCACUUUAUUUUGUUCAAUAUGUUUGCAAAUGUUCACAAAUUUCGUUGAUUUAUCCUUGCAUAUAAACGUUCAUCAUCGUCCUAUGAAUAAUCCGAUUCAUAUGGUUGAAAAUUCACUAAUAAAAGACGAAACAAUAACGGAGAGGACUAAAAAAGCAAGGAAUACUUCAACAACAAGCAUAUCGCCAUCGUGUAUUUGUCGUAUUUGCGGUAAAAAAUUCUCUCGAAAUUGGCUACUCGAAGGACAUAUCAGAACACACACUGGUGAAAAACCGUUUAAAUGUACGAUUUGUACGAAAGCAUUUGCCGAUAAAAGUAAUCUUAGAGCGCAUAUACAAACGCAUAGUAGUAAGCCAUAUUGUUGCGAACGUUGUGGAAAAUGUUUUGCAUUAAAAAGUUAUUUAACAAAACAUGAAGAAUCGACUUGUAUUAAAUCAAAUAAAAACAAAUUGAAAUCGUCCAACUAA
Molecule: messenger RNA, 621 nt
Organism: Dracunculus medinensis (Guinea worm)
Lineage: Eukaryota; Metazoa; Nematoda; Chromadorea; Rhabditida; Dracunculidae
Source: the annotation of a GenBank genome assembly